AUGGGUCUCGUCGACUAUUCCGAAUCCGAAUCCUCCGGGUCCGAAGCGGAAGCUCCCACGAAGCAGGUCACCAAGCCCAAGACGGCCGCCAACAGUAAACGGAUACCCUCGGUCAUCGACAAGGGCAAGAUCAUUGUCAACCUCGCCGGCACCGCGACAGCCGCCACGCCAGCCCCGGGUGACGAGCCCCCCGCCAAGCGAGCGCGCACUACGGGCGGCGGCGGGCGCUUUGCCGGAUUCAACUCGUUCCUGCCGCCACCAAAGAACGCGGCGGCCAAGCCAGGGCCAGGAGGCUCCAAGGUCGCGGCACCAGUCUUGGGCGGCCUCCGGACGAGUGCGGCGCCCGGCUUCAGCAGAGACGCGGCGGGCACAACGGCUACCGGCGGCGAUGAUGGAGACGCGGGGGACUCUGCGCCGAGGAGCCUGCCGCCGCCAAAGAGCGAGAUGGCGGCGCCGUCGAUUCCAGAGGGCCAGAAGCCCGCGUCCGAGGUCAAGCUCACGGGCAAGCCGCUCAUGUUUCGCCCGCUGUCCGUCGCCAAAAGCAAGAAGAAAAAGACAUCCACCGCCGCCGCCAAACCCGUGCCCGCAGAACCCACGCCGACACCCGCGCCCGAACCACCCAAGAAGAAAGCCUCCCUCUUCUCCAUCCCGACCGACGACACAGCGCCCGCGCCCGGCCCGGCCCUGCCCAGCGGCGGCGCCUACGAGCCUCUGUUCGAGACUGCUGCCACGGCCACGCAAGACGACAGCGGCGCCUACGCCGACGCGGCCCCUGCUGGCGAACCCGAGGCGGCGGAGUCGGUGGGCGCCAUGGCCGACGACAUGAACCUGUCGGCGGCGGCGCGGCGCGCGCUCUUUGGGCGCGGCGGCGGGGACGCGCGCGCGGCGGCACAGCGCGUCGUCAACUUCAACAUGGACGCCGAGUACCGGCACAACGAGGCGCUGCGGGCGAGCGGCGAGCAGCAGACGUACAACCCGGUGCGCGCCAUCCAGGGCAGCGGCAAGAACAGCCUGCGGCAGCUCGUCAGCAACGUGCAGGGCCAGCAGGACGCGCUCGAGGAGAGCUUCGCCAAGGGCAAGUCGAACCGCCGGGAAGCGUCGAGCCGGUAUGGCUGGUGA
Molecule: messenger RNA, 1119 nt
Organism: Cordyceps militaris CM01
Lineage: Eukaryota; Fungi; Ascomycota; Sordariomycetes; Hypocreales; Cordycipitaceae
Exons: 1
Coding region: 1-1119 (372 amino acids)
Source: RefSeq, a predicted model, not a curated record